CCAGCUUGGUCUGGCCACUCAGCGAAGACCAGGUUCCGAGAAGCAAUGGUGAUGAGGGCUUUCGUCCUGCUGGCCGUCUUCGCAGAAGCCUCUGCGAGGUCAUGCAUUCCGAAUAAAGCAGAUGUCAUUCUUGUGUUUUGUUAUCCUAAAACCAUCAUCACCAAAAUCCCUGAGUGUCCCUAUGGAUGGGAACUGCAUCAGCUGGCCCUUGGGGGGCUGUGUUACAACGGGGUCCAUGAAGGAGGUUACUACCAAUUUGUAAUCCCAGAUUUGUCACCUAAAAACAAGUCCUACUGUGGAACCCAAUCCGAGUACAAGCCCCCCAUCUAUCACUUCUUCAGCCACAUUGUCUCCAAUGACAGCACUGUGAUUGUGAAAAACCAGCCCGUAAACUACUCUUUCUCCUGCACCUACCACUCCACCUACUUGGUGAACCAGGCUGCCUUUGACCAAAGAGUGGCCACUGUCCAUGUGAAGAAUGGGAGCAUGGGCACGUUCGAAAGCCAAUUGUCUCUCAACUUCUAUACUAAUGCCAAGUUCUCCACUAAGAAAGAAGCCCCCUUUGUCCUGGAGGCAUCCGAAAUCGGUUCAGAUCUGUUCGCAGGAGUAGAAGCCAAAGGGUUAAGCGUUAGGUUUAAAGUGGUCUUGAACAGCUGUUGGGCCACACCCUCGGCUGAUUUCAUGUAUCCCUUGCAGUGGCAGCUGAUCAACAAGGGGUAG
This is a messenger RNA of Choloepus didactylus (southern two-toed sloth), 720 nucleotides long. Its product is annotated as beta-tectorin. Gene Ontology annotation, cellular component: cell surface. The transcript has 6 exons. The coding region runs from base 46 to 720 and encodes 224 amino acids. The record is from RefSeq and is a predicted model, not a curated record. Lineage: Eukaryota; Metazoa; Chordata; Mammalia; Pilosa; Megalonychidae.